Messenger RNA from Paramecium primaurelia, 1892 nucleotides. The record is from the annotation of a GenBank genome assembly. NCBI's taxonomy places the organism in Eukaryota, Ciliophora, Oligohymenophorea, Peniculida, Parameciidae.
AUGAUCUAUAUUACUGCUUAAACAGUGAUAUAUUAGUUUGAUGCAAAUUCUAACUUAUUAGAUGGUAUUUUAGUAUAAUUUAAAAGUCUUAGAUUGGUAGGGUAAGUCUAAUUUCUUAACAUGUGGAACUUUUAAAUAUUUUGGGUCGAAUGGGUCUAAUAAUAUUAGCAGAAUAUUUUUAGAUAUAGAACCUCAUUCUCAUUAUAGAGUGGAUGUAGAAGUUUUAAGGUUUGUAUAAUUUCUAAAUUUUAUAAGCAUCGAUAGUUAUAAAGUACCGAAGUUUUAUAUAGAUAAUACAUUGGCCCAUCAAGAAAUAUAAAUGCCACCAUAUGAAGAUUAAAUUUGUGGUAAAUCACUAUUAGAUUCUAUAAUAACAAUAUCAAUAUUUGGCUAACAUAACAGAGGAACUUUAUGGGUUAGUAUAAGUUUAGUUUAUGGAGGAUUAAAGACUUUUAAAUUAAGUAUCAUCAAAUGUUAGUAUGGAUGUGAAGCAUGUAUUGAUAAUUAUCCUGAAAGUUGUGCAGAAUGGAAACUACAUUAAUAUUCUUUAAAUAAGAAAUUGAUUACAUUUGCUGAUGGAUGGAAUUUUUAAUUAAAUUAAAUAAGUGAUUUUUAUUGUGGACAAUGUUAAUAUUUGAAAUUUCAAGUCAUCAAUUAUUUUACUGAGUUACCUCCUCAUAAAAACAUAUUAUUAAGGUUUUAUAAGAGAACUUCCUUUUAGAUAGUGAUUGACUAUGUAUAUGGAUUCUAAAUAACUACUGAUGAAUACUAUAAGUUAACAGAAAUAUUAAUUAAAAAUCAUCCUGAUCCUAUAUUAAAAUUGAAUAUCUAUACCUAAGAAGUUAAUUAAUAUAGUUUGAUUAGAGAUUUCGAACUAUUUUAUUCACUUCCAGAAAUACAUUUUCAAAAUUUUUUUCCAGGUUGUUUAGAUUAAAUAAAUAAUUAAUGUCUAAUUUGUCAAGAAGGGUGGAGCUAGGAUGAGUUUCUUUAGAAUUGUCAGCCGAUAUGUGGAGAUAAAAUUAUUCAAGGAUAAGAAGAAUGCGAAGAUGGAAAUCAAAUAUCUAAUGAUGGCUGUUUUAGAUGUUAAUUUUCAUGUGAUAAUAUUUGCAAAACUUGUUAAUUUGGAAUUUGCUAAGAAUGUGAAACUGGAUUUAUUCUUAAUAUAGAUAAUAUUUGCAUUCCUUUAUGUGGAGAUGGUAUUUUAAUACCAUAUUCAAAUGAAAAAUGCGAGAUUGAAAGUGAUUAAGAUGAAUGCAAAGACUGUUAAUUUACUUCAAUUCCUAAUUGCAAAACCAUUUAUUUUUCAAAUUGUUUAGAAUGUUAUCAAGGAUUUUUUAAUUUAUAAUUUGUAUGUUAACCUUAUUGUGGAGAUAAAUUGAUUCUUGAAUAAUAUGAAGAUUGUGAUGACGGGAAUUUAUAACCUUAUGAUGGUUGUUUUGAAUGCAAGUUUCAAUGUAUUGAAGGAUGCAAUAUUUGUGAUAGAGGAUAAUGUAUUCUAAAAUGUUUAGAUGGAUAUGAAUUUAUUAAUAAUUCUUGUCUUUCUAUUUGUGGUGAUGUCAUUAUAACAUAGGAAGAGGAUUGUGAUGAUGGUAAUACAAUAGAAUUUGAUGGAUGUUUGAAUUGCAAAUAUUCAUGUCCUCUAGAUUGCCUUAAUUGCUAAUAAGGUACAUGUUUAUAAUAUCAGAAUAAUGAUAUGAAAUUAUAAAUGAAUUGUGGAGAUGGACUACUUUAAGAAUAAGAAUAAUGUGAUGAUGGAAGUGAUUAAGUAGCUGAUGGAUGCAAGAAUUGUCAAAUUGAAGAAAACUGGAAAUGUAUCACAAUAUCAAAAGAUUCUAGAAGUUAAUGUAAUUAUGUUAAAACCCCAGAUUUAAUAAUUUAUUAUCUUAAUAUGA